UUGCUGUAGCUUCUUCUUACACCCAGUUUCGGCAAAAUUGUACACGUUUUUUUUUCUGGCGAGAAAGUGCUUGUUCUCUUUUAUUUCUGCUUGAAUUCCACACCAUUGUCGUUCUUGGAACACAGAAAACAUGGCUCUAACGUCGCGGUUUUACAACGAGCGAUAUCCCGAAAUCGAGGAUGUCGUCAUGGUGAACGUGCUCUCCAUAGCCGAAAUGGGCGCUUACGUACAUCUGCUGGAGUACAACAACAUUGAGGGCAUGAUAUUAUUGUCUGAGCUGUCACGUCGCCGUAUUCGCUCCAUUAACAAACUGAUCCGCGUGGGAAAAACCGAGCCGGUUGUCGUCAUUCGUGUGGACAAGGAGAAGGGCUACAUAGAUCUUUCCAAGCGUCGCGUUUCGCCCGAGGAUGUGGAGAAGUGCACCGAACGUUUUGCCAAGGCAAAGGCCAUCAACUCUCUGUUGCGGCAUGUGGCCGACAUUCUCGGCUAUGAGGGCAAUGAAAAGCUGGAGGAGCUCUAUCAGAAGACCGCCUGGUAUUUUGAAAAGAAGUACAACAGCAAGACUGUGGCGUACGACAUCUUCAAGCAGUCGGUGACGGACCCAUCCGUAUUUGACGAAUGCAACCUGGACCCGGAAACCAAGGAGGUGCUCCUGAGCAACAUCAAGCGCAAACUCGUCUCGCCCACUGUCAAAAUACGCGCCGAUAUCGAGUGCUCGUGCUACGGCUACGAGGGCAUUGAUGCCGUCAAGGCAUCACUCACCAAGGGCCUGGAGCUGAGCACCGAAGAGCUGCCCAUUCGCAUUAACCUUAUAGCCCCACCGCUAUAUGUGAUGACAACAGCCACCACAAAGAAGACAGACGGCCUCAAGGCCCUGGAGGUGGCCAUCGAGAAUAUACGGGCCAAGAUACUGGAGUACGAGGGCGAGUUCAAGGUGAUAAUGGCACCCAAACUUGUGACGGCCAUCGAUGAGGCAGAUCUGGCACGGCGCCUGGAGCGUGCCGAGGCUGAGAAUGCCCAAGUCGCUGGCGAUGAUGAUGAGGAGGAUGCCGCCGAUCAAGAGGGCAUGCAAUUCGAUCCCGAGAAGGAGUUCAAUCACAAAAACUCAACGGCGGAUGCCAAAUCGGAUGAUGAUGAAGACGAGGAUGACGAGGAUUAAACUUUAAAGUGAAACUAAAACAAAAUCGAUGAUGCGCGGGGGGAGGUGCGUCGUGCGUUGAAUGCGUUUAGCGUGCGUGCGUGUGAAACAAUAGAAUCAGAUUUUUGUAUAAUUUAUAUUUCUAAAUAUAUAAAUAUUUAACGAAAGUUAUUCAAAGCCACGAAAAAGAAAAUAUUUAAAUAAGAAUAAAUCAGCCUCAGCUGCCAGAUGGUAAAGAAAAUACAUAAUUCAAAUCAAA
Molecule: messenger RNA, 1397 nt
Organism: Drosophila obscura
Lineage: Eukaryota; Metazoa; Arthropoda; Insecta; Diptera; Drosophilidae
Gene: eIF2alpha
Product: eukaryotic translation initiation factor 2 subunit 1
Exons: 2
Coding region: 131-1159 (342 amino acids)
Cellular component (GO): eukaryotic translation initiation factor 2 complex; eukaryotic 48S preinitiation complex; eukaryotic translation initiation factor 2B complex
Molecular function (GO): RNA binding; ribosome binding; translation initiation factor activity
Source: RefSeq, a predicted model, not a curated record